This is a messenger RNA of Folsomia candida, 2071 nucleotides long. Its product is annotated as tetraspanin-9. NCBI's taxonomy places the organism in Eukaryota, Metazoa, Arthropoda, Collembola, Entomobryomorpha, Isotomidae. The transcript has 6 exons. The coding region runs from base 194 to 1030 and encodes 278 amino acids. The record is from RefSeq and is a predicted model, not a curated record. Gene Ontology annotation, cellular component: membrane.
UGGUGCGACCAGCAGCAGCACACGAAUCAUAUGAUACGAGGAAAUAUAUCGUCCAUAGUUCAGUUCUUGGUAGCUUGUUAGAUUGGGGAGUGUUUGUUGUUGUUACUUAAAAUUGCCUGGAAUUAAUUAACUAUUUAUUCCUUGGGGGAGUUUCCAGGUAGUUGUAUUAUUAUCCAAGGUUAGGGCUAGAAAAAUGGCAAAGUCCACCUCCACCACCAAGUCGACGGGGGGAAUUGCUUGUGUUCGAGUUACACUGGUGGCGUUUAAUCUCAUCACGUUGCUGGCAGGUGUUGCAAUGCUGGCGAUUGGUUUACUGCUGUUUUUUGCAAGUCAUGUGGAAAGUUCGAGCCUGGAUGUUUUGGAAAACGUCGCCACGGAGGAGACAAUCCUUCCGAAUAACAGAGAAUUCAAGGGAUUGAGCAUUGUUCUCAUUUGUUUGGGAACGCUGGUGUCAUUUGUCAGUUUUCUGGGAUGUUUUGGUGCCUGUAUUAAUGGGAAAUGCCUCCUCGUGACGUAUUUGAUCUGCGUGGCCGUGAUAUUAUCUCUGCAAUUUCUCGUAUCAGUAUUCGCAAUUGUGUAUCGCCAACCGAUGAGCCGAACUUUGAGAGAAGAGCUGAUGCAGUACAUUCGGCAAGAAUAUCGCCCAAAUACCGAAGUAGCAAGGACCUGGGAAGUUAUGCAUCAAAUGUUUGGUUGCUGUGGGGUGGACGGAUUCUCUGAUUGGUUUGAAAUUGAUGCAUGGCCAGCCGAGAAAUGGGUGCCCGAUAGCUGUUGCAUUGAAAGCGCAAACAUGACUGGCUGUGGUCAAGUUCUAGAUCCAAAUCUAUGGAAUAGACAGGGAUGUCUCGGAAGCCUUCAAUUGGUGAUGAUGGAAAAACUGCAUUAUUUAGCAAGUGCUAUAGUCACCCUCGUGUUUUUGCAGUUGUAUGGAAUUAUUGCCUCUACACUUCUUUUCUAUCAUGCCAAAGAAGAAAAAAACCCUUCAAGCUACAAGACAUACUCAUAUGAGCUUGCCAGACGAUCAAAGUAAAUCCCAAAAAAAACUUCAUUAAAACACAACCCAAGUGCCAUACGUACCGUUAUUAAUAUUAUCAUCAGCCUGUUCAUUUACAUGUAUGCUGCUCCAGGUUUGUGCAUAGGCUGAAUCGAUAAUCGAUAUACAAAACCUCCACUUAUUGAAAAUGUUCAUGAUUACUGUACAAAUGCCAGACUUAUAUAUAUUGAGCUUUCCUCGAUUCAUGUAUAGCGUUCGUUAGCUAAAUUCUUGACGCAUGUUCUUUGUAUCAAAUAUUUAGUAGAUUAUAUAUGGAAAACGACGGAUGGCAGCUAUAUCAGACAUAUGUCGAUAAUGUUCAAUCAUAAUAAUACACUAUUAGUUGUUUAGCCAUAUACUUCCGCCUCUCUUUCUAAUGUCUCCGAUAUCGAUAUUUGCGAUGUUUCGUUUACUACAUUCCUAUUAUUUAUUUGUGAGGUAGACGAGUAUGUAUUACCAGGAAUCUGAUGUUAUCAAUUUAUGAUGCCUGUUCGUUAAAUUGUGAAUGUUUCUUGUUAAAUUUUCAUCAAGCUAUUAAUUUUCUUAGCAAAUUACUGAUAUGUCGCAUAGUUGGCAAAAGUGCCGUCUUUUCCAUAAUACAUAUUCGAAUUAAUGUUAAUUAAUUAUGUACGAUUUGUCAACCCGACGUUCUACUCAUUCACACCGAACCGUUACCAAAGUUUAUCAGUGCUAUUGUGCUUAUAAUACAUACUUUAACAGAACAUGUAAACAUAUAGCCUUAAAUAUGUGUACCCUCAAUUGCAAGUGAUAUUAAUGAUCUGUAAACCACAGUUACGUCUGAAUCUGAAAUAUGAAAUCUCGUUCUUUCCAAUAUACUUCCCGAAUGUGCCAUAAUAUUGUGUAUGCCGUAUAACCCGUAUACUUAUUCUCAGCUAUAUAUGUACUUACGUAUUAUGUAAUUAACUCGCAUCUUAGAUCUGGGCAAUGUUACGUUAAAUUUGUCAUCAUAUAUAUGUAAUUUAUUAUUAAUUGUUACACCAGCAAAGUAUUAAAAACCAUUCAAAUUAUUGAACACGU